Messenger RNA from Penicillium paradoxum, 885 nucleotides. Its product is annotated as putative carbonyl reductase. Gene Ontology annotation, cellular component: intracellular anatomical structure. Gene Ontology annotation, molecular function: oxidoreductase activity, acting on NAD(P)H, oxygen as acceptor. The coding region runs from base 1 to 885 and encodes 294 amino acids. NCBI's taxonomy places the organism in Eukaryota, Fungi, Ascomycota, Eurotiomycetes, Eurotiales, Aspergillaceae. The transcript is spliced from 3 exons. The record is from RefSeq and is a predicted model, not a curated record.
AUGGCUGCAAACCCGGUUACCAAGAAUGGACUGUUUGUCCACCAUAACACCACUGCUCCUGAGCACCCCAGCCUCAUGAGCAUGUUCUCCCUCAAGGGCAAGACCGCCAUUGUUACCGGUGCAGGUGCCGGUAUCGGCCUGGCUGUUGCCGAGGGGCUGGCUGAGGCUGGCGCCAAUGUAGCCAUGUGGUACAAGAGCAAUGCCAAGUGUGUCGAGCGGGCCGCUGAGAUCGCCCAGAAGUAUGGAGUUCAGACCAAGGCUUACCAGGUUGAGGUCACCGACGCAAAGGCCGUUGAGCAGACCGUGAAUGAUGUUGUCAAGGACUUCAAUGGCCGUCUCGAUGUUUUCAUUGCCAACGCUGGUAUUCCCUGGACUCAAGGUCCCAUGGUCGACGGUCCCCUCGAACACUACCGCGAUGUCGUCGGCAUUGAUCUCGAUGGCACCUUCUACUGUGCUAAGGCCGCCGCCAACCACUGGCGCCGCCAGAAGGAGGAGGGCACAGACGCUAACGGCAACAAGCUCACCAACUUCACAUAUGGAAGCUUUGUUGCUACUGCCUCCAUGAGCGGUCACAUUGUCAACUUCCCUCAGAUGCAAGCCGCCUACAACGCCGCUAAGGUUGGCGUCAUUCACCUCUGCAAGUCCCUUUCCGUCGAAUGGGUUCGUUUCGCUCGCGCCAACACUGUAUCGCCUGGUUACAUUGCGACUGAAAUCUCCAGCUUCGUGCCCGAUGAGACUAAGGAUAUCUGGCGUGAUAAGAUCCCCAUGGGUCGUGAAGGUGAAGCCCACGAGCUGAAGGGUGCCUAUCUCUACUUGGCAUCUGAUGCUUCCACCUACACCACCGGAGCUGAUCUCAUUGUUGACGGUGGCUAUUGUGCCCCUUAA